CAUAUUUCUGUUACUUUGAAAUUAUUUGGAAUAGACAGCCAUUUGUUUUUUUUUUAAUUGCACUAUAUGUAGCAUUCUAUUUCCCGAGCAGUCAGUUACUGUGUCAGUCUGGGUAAUUUUUUGUGGGUUUUUUUCCGAAUAUUAUUAGUGUAACACCUAUAGCAAUGAUAAUAAUAGUUUUAAGUGUAUCAUUCUCCAUCAGAACUUGUCAGUAUAUUAAGUAAUGGAGAGCUAAAUUCACCUCACAAAUAAUAUUGAUUGAUCAAUAAAAAAUUGAUCAAUUUUGAAAUAUGUUUUUUUUGUUAUUGAAUUUUUAAUAUUUUAAUCGGUUAUUGCAUAGUAAUUAUUCCUAUGGGGAUGGUAUAUUAUUUAUUCAAUAUAUAGAGCUGGACAAUAGCUUUAAAACAAUAUGCAUUUCUGUGAGAUAACUAUUAGAAAUGGCACUAAUACAAUAUUAAUCUGAAGUGGCUGCAAAGAAAAGCUGAAAGUCUUUAUGACCAGAUAUGUCUGUGAGAAAUUUGGUGCUUAUGAGUCGCUGUUUUGGUACAUUAAGUUAGGUUGAGCGUUUUCGAAUGGCCCUGCGCGUCGCUCCCCCCACUGAGUUGUCCAACUGAAGAGUCUUAUGGACUCCAGAGUUUUAAACUCCGCUGUUUUCCUGUAGGAAGGUAGUUGGGGCUGGAUGUGAAACCUAACACCGGAAUCGGGUAACCUUAAGCUCCGAACAGCGUGAAACAUAAACGCCGCACGCUGCAGCUUCACCAAAAGGGGGCAUCCAGUCAGUGAGUAGUGCGCAUUUCGCGUAGUUUUGAUCGGAUUAAACUAGCUCAUAAGAAUAAAAACUUAGUUCAACUUAAUGGUCUGAGUUUACGUUGCGUUAGGAGCAGGGAACAGCAGAAUGCGCGUGUUUUAUCGAAAGUAACAACUGCAAGAAAGUCUUUUUCGAUAUUAAAUUGGCGAUUCAUUGGAAUUCCAUUAGUUUUCCGCAGUUUGUGGUUAUGGAUCUCAGGAGCGGACGCUCCUUGUCGGCGGCAGGUGGAUCCUCGGCGGCGUGUAAAACGGCUGAGCUGGCCCACUUGUUGCAAUGGGAAUGCACUCAACUGUUGGAACUCUACGAAAUGAAGGAACCCUUCAUUUUGGAAGUCACAUUGCCAGAGGUUCACAUCAUCACCCUGCCCCAACCGUCAUCCGAUCUCUCGGUGGACAAGCAGUUGUCGACCAUGUGUUCCGCCCUCCAUCAGUGCCUCAAGUUACUGGAGACAGUGAUGUGUAGGGAGGAGGAGGAGUUCGGGAUCCAGGAGGGAGGGGACUACAGGAAAAUGCAAAACACAGUGAAAGACAGACUUGGGGAUCUGCUCCACUGCAUGAAGCUCCUCACGAAGGGGGAGCUUCCUUCUCACACAGAGCCUACAGACGGCUCAAAAAAUGGCAACACAUUCGCGCUGAAGAUCUGGAUCUACAGGGUCCUGCUGGAACUGAAGCACUGGAUCAAAUGUGCCAUCGUAAUUCUCCUGAACAUGCAGUCCUUGCAAGAGACGAAGCGCAGAGUGACCAGGAAGAGAGGGGCCCGGGAGAUGCACGGAAGUGAGGGAGAGGGAGGGAGAGAGAGAGUGUGGAGGAGCACAGGGAGGAGAAGUGCAAUGGAGGGAAAGGUUGCAAAGGGGAGGUGUAAGGCAAAAUAAAGGUACAGCGGGCGGGCAGCCUGGAGGAGGAGUAAAAGGAGCGUGGUGAAGGACACAAACUGGAGAGGGAAGACGAGCAGGAAGCAGAAAUGUUGAGAGGAGCACAGACUGAGAGGCGUGUAAAAAUAUAGUUAAAAAAAAUCAAAAUACAGUAUAUCUACACUGUCGGCCAGAAAUGUAGGCCCACCAUCAGAUAUUAAAAAAGGUACCACUUUUCAAUAAGGCUCUCUUUUGCCAAAUGGUAGUAACUCAUUAAUAAAAAGAAAACUGUGCUAUAACUUGUUUUAAAUUGUCUAUUAAUAAUUUACAAAGUGUUACACCUUUAUUAAUAACCAGGUUAUAAACCAUUCAUAUUGGUAGCCUCAUUGUGAAGUGGCACCAAAAAAAAAAACAAUACACUGCUAUGUCAAACUUCUAUUAGAAGAAAAUAUUAGAAAUGUUAACAAAUGUAAGUGAUAGUUUUCAGUACUUUAAAGCUUGUAGUAACACAUUAUUUAGCCACAAAGGCUGAAACUAUUGGUUUUGUAGAAAACACAUCAAGUCUGUCUUUAGUGUACUGACAUUCACUUUGUGUUGGAAUUCUAUCUACUAAUGUCAUAACUUGAUUUGCUCUUGGCCUCUCUUGAUUGCGUUUUAAUAAACUAAACGAUAGCCA
Messenger RNA from Brienomyrus brachyistius, 2334 nucleotides. RefSeq names its product ciliary neurotrophic factor (gene cntf). The record is from RefSeq and is a predicted model, not a curated record. NCBI's taxonomy places the organism in Eukaryota, Metazoa, Chordata, Actinopteri, Osteoglossiformes, Mormyridae. Gene Ontology annotation, molecular function: ciliary neurotrophic factor receptor binding. The transcript has 3 exons. Gene Ontology annotation, biological process: negative regulation of neuron apoptotic process; ciliary neurotrophic factor-mediated signaling pathway. Bases 996 to 1679 code for a protein of 227 amino acids.